Messenger RNA from Amoebophrya sp. A25, 2940 nucleotides. The record is from the annotation of a GenBank genome assembly. Lineage: Eukaryota; Dinophyceae; Syndiniales; Amoebophryaceae.
GACCACUUUUAGGACCUAGCCGCUACCGAUACAACGAAUUCAUCUUGAGAGUUUGCGUUCGUCUGCUGUUAGCAUUUUCCUAGAGCAUUGCUGCAUGAUUGUACACUUGCUCAGAGUCGACAGUUUCGUCUACUAAGUAGAAUUCAGAAGUAUUUGCGACUUUGUUUGUCUAUCUCUUGUCUCCAACUCCAUAUCGUUGAUGCAACGUACCUGCCGAUUAUUCCUAUUUUCUUUUCACAACAAUUAAGGGUUACCACAUUGCAUCCUUCACUACCAUCCUUGACUUUUUUUCCAGUAGGAGGGAUGAUCUGAAGAAUGCAAUGUCGCAACCUCUAAAACAAGUACUAGUACAACUCUAGUAUCUCUUGUACUACAGUACAACUCAUCUAUCUCUUGUGAUGACAUAUCUUUGAUCGAAUCGGCAGGUACGUUGCAUCAACUCAUCUAUCUACUAGUACAACUCCAUAUCGUUGAUGCAACGUACCUGCCGAUUCGAUCAAAAAAAUGGGCCAGAAGUUGUUGAAGUGCAAGCAGGCGGACAACCACUCUGCCUUCGUUGCCACCAUGGACCGACUGUCUGAACCAACAGGCAACAUGGUCACUGCCCUUCGCGCGUUGGAGGAGAAUCAGGAAGCGCUGACCCUUUUAUGCUCAGCUUUUAUCCAUCUCUUUGAGCAUCUCUUCGCGGAGCUGCACAAUAUUGUUUUAUUCCUCAUAUUAAGUAGACGAAGGAAUACUACUCUCACGUGUGAGGCGGUAGGGUCGCGCGCGAACAUCAUAAUAAUAAAGAAUACUACAAGGCAAAGCAGUUGUCCUCUAGAAGAUGAAAUGAAGCGGCCGAGAUGGAUUCGAGCACACCCUAAGGCGGCUGUUACAGCGACUGUUAGCUGAAGAACCGAGACGAGGAGAAGGAGUGUCAAUGUCUCCCCAGGAAGGAAACGAGAGGAUAUCUUCUCAGUCUGGUGUAGGACAUGAUGCAGGUGGUGGAAGUGUUAUGGCUUGAAACUACGUUGUCACUAAGUCCCACUCCUCGUUGUAAAGGUGCCGACUCGUGUAAACUACGUUGUCACUAAGUCCCACUCCUCGUUGUAAAGAUGCCGACUCGUGUAAACUACGUUGUCACUAAGUCCCACUCCUCGUUGUAAAGAUGACAUUUCUAAUCCUACAACAAGUCAACUCCAACAAUCUCAAGUCAAGUCCACUCAGUGACUUGUGUCAAGGAAAUUUGUAUCUCUUCUCUUCAUCACUUCCUUUCUUUAUGCCUUUCUUCCAUGUGUCCUACGUUUCUGUCUGAAUUAGGCCUUCCUCUCAAUACUCUACGAGUACCUAUUCUACAACUUAGUAAUUGCUGUGGUUAAUGUACUUACUAAGUUAGAAAUGUCAUACAAUGUAGCACAAGUCACUAAGUCCCACUUCUUAACUUACUGUAAACUACUUAGUAAGUGUAAACUACGUUGUCACUAUAAGUUCGACUCCUCAUUUCUAAGCCUCCAACUGCCCCGCCUAAUCCUGCACACACUAGUAUAACAAGCGAGACAAGCAACAGAAGUAGCAACAGAAUAUGUUAUACCAAUGCAGAGAUAGUAGGGGAUGCACUGCGAGUUGUCCUGUGGACAUUGCCUGGCGUCUUUUCAUGGACCGCCAGAGAAACGCUAGAAUUCUUCGCUGGGAAAACACCACAAGAGAGGUAAUUACAGCCUAGUACCUAGUAGUCCUAGCGCUGCCUAUAGCACAUCAUCAUAACAAAUUGAUUGUGAUCGUUUAGAUCAUUUAUGUUCUAAUCUAGAGGAGUUGUACUCUGUAACCUUGUUUCAGAGUCGAUUUGUAACCACUGUAAUCUAGAGGAGUUGUACUCUAUAACCUUGUUUCAGAACAAGUUGUACUCUGUAAGGAUUCUAAUCUAGACCUAAAGGAAAACUGCUCUAGACCACCACUAAUCUAGAUGAUUUCUAGAUUAGUACUCUCUGGUGUAACCAUUGAUCUCUCUCAUCAGACUGUGUACUAGUACUGUAAAAAUUGGAUGAAUUCCUAUUGUUUCAAACAUACCAACUUAUCAUGAAAUGAUCUUCUUAUUUCAGAGUCGAUCUCCUACUACGGCAACGACUCGUCGCAUGCACGGGUGCAGCUCAGGUUUGUCGGAGUCGGGUUUUGCCACGAUUGCGUGAACUGCAAUAUAUACCGGGAAUAUUAUGGCAUUGCUUUUUUUGGCAUCUCUUCGUAUUUGAUCUGGUUUUAACACUUCGUUCUUGAGUAUUUGUUGCCUGGUUGUUCUCCGGGGCGGACAACUAUUAUCGGUCUUUUAGAGCAGGUGGAAGCUGUCAUAAUUUCUUUGCGUGUUAUAUUUGGUUACUGUCGAAGAAGGAGGUUGAAAGGACCAACAUAGUACAACAAGAGGAGGCUUGUAUCUUCUCUAAAGUGCGCACCAUAGUACAACAAGAGGAGGCUUGUAUCUCUAAGUCUAAUCUGCGCCCCCCUCCGCGACUACCUUGUUGCUGCAGUGGAGUGCAUAUUGAUUUACGACAAGCUGGAGUUCCAACUGACCACACUAGGGGAAGGAGAGCGACAAAUGGUCUACGGCACAGCGGUCUCGGAUCAAUUAGCGUUGUGGACAGUUACUAAUUGAACAGGAGUUCGUUGUUGCCUUUUUUAUGCGCAUACACAUGGAAAUACGGAUGAGCCAGCAGCUACUAAUAUGCUAAUUAGCAUCAGUGCUGUAGUUGUUGGAUGUGGAUUUUAUGCGCAUAGGCACAAGAAGAUACGGAUGUACCAAAAGCCAAUGACGCCAAAGCAAAUGAAAAUCUUUGCAUGCUGUGUGUGAAACAAGAAUAUCGCUGAUAAGAAAUGACGCUGAAGAGUAUCCCACGCGAUGAGGAUAAUGGAAGAUGAAAUGGUCCAACAAUGGUCACCGCAAUUUUAUGCGAUGUGCUGUCUCUCUCUCCC